Aspergillus niger is the source of this 531-nucleotide messenger RNA. RefSeq lists its product as uncharacterized. The transcript has 2 exons. The record is from RefSeq and is a predicted model, not a curated record. Gene Ontology annotation, cellular component: intracellular membrane-bounded organelle. Gene Ontology annotation, biological process: vacuolar protein processing. NCBI's taxonomy places the organism in Eukaryota, Fungi, Ascomycota, Eurotiomycetes, Eurotiales, Aspergillaceae. Bases 1 to 531 code for a protein of 176 amino acids.
AUGGCUCAAAAAGCCGCCAAAACCCUCGCCGCGCGCAACGCGUCCCUCCUCACCCGCACCCACCUCAUCAGUUUCGCCCUACACUUCCUCUUCCUCGCUCUCCACUGGCUCUUCAACCGCCCUCGCUCUCUAACCCCCUACUUCACACUCGCCUGCCCGACCCUCAUCAUCGAAUUCUACCUCGAACGGCUCGGCCGCCCGGUCUACAACCCCGCUGAUGGAUCCCUCCGCUCUCCCGGAGAGGAUCUCGGCGCCGCAGGACUGACGGAAUACAUGUGGGACGUGCUGUACUGGACGUGGGGGUGCAUUGGUGCUGCCUGCUUGUUUGGCGAUCGUGCUUGGUGGUUGUGGAUCGUCGUGCCAGUGUAUUCGGUGUGGUUGGCGUACAGUACCUUUAUGGGCAUGAAGAGUGGGUUGGCAGGGAUGGGUGGUGCUGGUGCGGGUGCUGGGCAGGAGCAAGGAGGUGCGGCGGAGAGUAAGAGGCAGAAGAAGAUGGAGAAGAGGGGUGCCAGGGGGGUGCAGUAUCGCUGA